AUGGAUACAAUCGUUCCGGGUGCAUUAGCAGCAUUCGUUGUAGAUUGUUCCAUCUUUCCACUUGAUACGGUAAAAUCACGCAUUCAAGCGGCAGAUUUUCAAACUCGAUAUCCUGGAGGCAGAGGGUUAUACAAAGGUCUUUGGCAAGGAUUUGGACCGGUCGUUGUGGCCACUUUACCGAGUGCGGCUUUAUUCUUUACGACUUAUGAACAUGCAAAGAUCACAUUUACUUCUUCUGAUACGCCGUUUAUUGGACAAGCAAAAGCUGUCGGUCAUGCAGCUGCCAGUGCGGUUGCUGAAAUGGCAGCCUGUCUGAUCCUUACGCCAGCCGAAACAAUUAAACAACAAAGACAAAGUACAUCAGUCUUUGAAGAUCUCAAAUUCAGAUCGUUACGACAAGGUUAUUGGGCUCUGGUUAGUAGAAAUUUACCCUUUACUGCUAUGCAAUUUCCAUUGUACGAAUACUUUCGUCAACAUCUCACCGGUCCACCAAACUACCUCAAAGCUGGCUUGGUGAGCGGUGCGAGUGCUGCUUCUGCUGGUGCGAUAUCCGCUUUGGUUACAACGCCAUUAGAUCUUGUCAAAACUCGAAUCAUGUUAGGACCUACAAAAGGAGAAAUGCAAAAUGCACCAUCUCAAACGAUCGCAGGUGUUGGAAGGGACAUUUGGCAGCGGGAAGGCCUGCGAGGCUUGAUGAAAGGUGGAACGCUGCGAAGUGUUUGGACAGCAUUAGGAGCGGGUAUUUAUUUGGGCUCUUAUGAAGCAGGAAGAGAAUGGUGGGGAAAUUCGGGAAAAGAACAGGCACAACAAGCGAUUGAAGAAGUGAAGGAAAAAGUGGAAGAAGUGCAAACGAGUUGA
Molecule: messenger RNA, 858 nt
Organism: Meira miltonrushii
Lineage: Eukaryota; Fungi; Basidiomycota; Exobasidiomycetes; Exobasidiales; Brachybasidiaceae
Product: mitochondrial carrier
Exons: 4
Coding region: 1-858 (285 amino acids)
Cellular component (GO): mitochondrial inner membrane
Molecular function (GO): S-adenosyl-L-methionine transmembrane transporter activity
Source: RefSeq, a predicted model, not a curated record